Leptopilina heterotoma is the source of this 708-nucleotide messenger RNA. RefSeq lists its product as uncharacterized. NCBI's taxonomy places the organism in Eukaryota, Metazoa, Arthropoda, Insecta, Hymenoptera, Figitidae. Bases 1 to 708 code for a protein of 235 amino acids. The record is from RefSeq and is a predicted model, not a curated record. The transcript has a single exon.
AUGAAACUAAAAGAGAGCCAUCGCCGUGGUCGAGUGCACACAUUUAAAGCAUACUUGGCAAUAUUAGUUUGCUUUAACACCAAAGCAGUUCAUAUCGAGUUAGUGACAAGUCUUUCUACGGAGGCAUUUUUGGCGCAUUGUGGCGGAUUGAGGGAAGCAGCUGUGAAGGUAGCCAAACAGCGUCUCAAUGCGGUAACACAAGGAUUGACUUUGACCUUCGAAGAAAGUUAUACAUUGCUCACGGAGAUUGAAGCAGUUAUGAAUUCGAGACCUCUCACUCUAUUAUCAAGCGAUCCAGCAAGUCUUGAGGUCUUGACUCCUGCUCAUUUUUUGAUCAACGACUCAUCGAUUCAGCCAGUUCAGCCUGAAUUAUUGGAUAUUCCUGAUAAUCGUUUAAGUAGAUGGCAAUUGCUCCAAAAGGUUAGACAAGAUUUCUGGAAACGGUGGAGCUUGAAGUAUUUACAAGAGCUUCAAAAGCGUUCAAAGUGGUGUUCUGGAAGUGAUUCAAUAUCAACUGGAGCAAUGGUACUACUGAUGGAAGAUAGCACCUCACCUUUACAAUGGAAUUUAGGACGUGUAAUGGAAGUUCACCCUAGCAACGAUGGAAUAGUGAGGAAAGUGACUGUCAAAACGCAGACAGGAUUGUUCGUCAGAUCAGUUCGUAAAUUGUGUCCUCUUCCAAUGGACUCCCAGUUCCAAAACUCUUGA